AUGUCCCAGCACGACCUGUUCCUCAGCCUCUUGCGCCCGGCCGUCCUCCACAUCCUGCGCGCCACCGGCUUCCAUUAUGGCAAGCCCUCGGCCGUCGACACCGUCGUCGAUCUCACCGCGCGGUACCUGACGCUGCUGGCCGAGCGCACCGCCUACAACGCAUACUCGAACCACAACGACCUGCUCCCCGACAUCUCCGACGUGCGCAUGGCCAUGCAGGACUGUGGCCUGCUAGUCCCGACCAUGACCGCCGGCGAGGAGCUCUGGAAGGAGUUUCUGCGCAAGCCGCUUGAAGAGUACAACGGCGAGUCCGGCGCACGAGACAUGGAGGAGGCCAGGCGCGAUGCAGAGGACACGGCAGACGUGGCCGAGUUCAUCGGGUGGGUCCAGGGCGAGCAGAAUAGGGAGAUACGGCGCAUAGCAGGCACCUACAAGCCAGUUGCCACAAACCCCACCGAGCAGCUCGACCAGCUGGAAAUGGAGGAUUACUUGAACACACUCAUGAAAAAACACAGCAAGACCGGUGUUGAAUCCCGCUUCCAAGGCACGGUCCUCGGCAUUCCCUCUGAGCUCAAGCCCGUGAAGAUCGAGGGAGGAGGGCCCGACUCGAUCGAAGAGUGGAAUCGCAAAAUUCGCGAAAAAGCGAUCAAGGCAGCAGAGUCAAAGGCAGAGAGCAACGGCACGCCGGCCAUGUCGAGACAGCCGUCAGAGGACGUGGUGAUGGAAACGGAGUAA
Messenger RNA from Ascochyta rabiei, 735 nucleotides. RefSeq lists its product as uncharacterized. Gene Ontology annotation, molecular function: protein heterodimerization activity. The record is from RefSeq and is a predicted model, not a curated record. NCBI's taxonomy places the organism in Eukaryota, Fungi, Ascomycota, Dothideomycetes, Pleosporales, Didymellaceae. The transcript is spliced from 2 exons. Bases 1 to 735 code for a protein of 244 amino acids.